CUCUUCAAUUUUCGGCUCCCUCUCAUAAAAAAACCCACUCUCUCUAGAAUCUUCUUCUCUCCAUAUCUCUCGAUUCACGGAAACACCUCCGAUCUUCGGAAUCGCUCAUCGAAAUGGCGCGUGACAACCAGCUUCCAGGCGACGGCGACGGUGUAUCCACGCCGGAGGAAUCCCUCACUUACCGCACGUGCGAUACCCCUUCGCACGUGACCUGCGUUUCAUCUCCUCCUCUUGAUCGCUCCGGCGAUGUUGAUCCUCUUCCUGUUUCCGGCAUCGGGGGACACGAAUCUGGUGGCUCAAAGGCCGAUGAGUCUAUGAUUGACACAGAUGAGACUAAAAAGAGGAAACGGUUACUCAGUGGUGAGGAAAAGAGUGACGGAGAAAUCGCGAGUGUCGAUGACGGUGUUGAUGUGUUUGCUGCGAUUUGUGAAGACUUGAAUUGUUCUUUGUGUAAUCAAUUGCCUGAUAGACCCGUUACGACACAAUGUGGGCACAACUUCUGCUUAAAAUGUUUUGAGAAGUGGAUUGAUCGAGGUAAUGAAACGUGUGCAAAAUGUCGUAGCCCAAUUCCCGAUAUAAUGGCAGGCAAUCCUCGUGUUAACUCGUCCCUCGUGCCUGUUAUCCGUUAUGUAAAAGUUGCUAAAGGUGCUGGUGCUGGAACUGCAAAUUUUUUUUCUUUUACAAGCAACCAAGGUGGUCCAGAGAAUGCUUUUAGAACCAAGCGCGCAAAAACUGGGAGGGCGAAUGCUGCAUGUGGAAGGAUAUAUGUUACUGUACCAUUUGAUCAUUUUGGUCCUAUACCAGCUGAAAAUGAUCCUGUUAGGAACCAAGGUGUUUUAGUUGGAGAAUCCUGGAAGGAUCGAGUAGAGUGUCGGCAGUGGGGGGCUCACUUUGCACAUGUUUCUUGCAUUGCUGGACAAUCAGACUACGGAGCUCAAUCUGUAGCAAUCUCUGGAGGUUAUAAGGAUGACGUGGAUCAUGGAGAAUGGUUUCUAUUCACAGGAAGACUUUUGUCUCUUUACGUCUUGAAAAUAUGCAAAUACGCGGAUGUGUCACACAGGGGAAGGAGAAAUUUCAAUAACGAGGAUCAGGAGUUUGAAGAAUUGAAUGAAGCUUUAAGAGUUAGUUGCGAAAUGGGGUAUCCAGUUCGAGUUGUCAGGUCUUACAAGGAGAAGCAUUCUGCAUAUGCCCCUGAGGAAGGAGUGAGAUAUGACGGUGUCUACAGGAUCGAGAAAUGCUGGCGAAAAGCUAGAUUCCAGGAUUCCUGUAAGGUCUGUCGUUACCUGUUUGUGAGAUGUGACAAUGAGCCAGCUCCAUGGAACAGUGAUGAGAAUGGAGAUCGUCCAAGACCUUUGCCUGAUAUCCCAGAGCUUGAAACGGCCACAGACCUGUUUGAGAGAAAGGAAAGUCCAUCAUGGGAUUUUGAUGAAGCUGAGGGCCGUUGGAGAUGGAUGAAGCCUCCACCUGCUAAUCAUGAGCAGAGGAAGAGAAUGAGGAUCGCUAUGACAUGUCUUCUCCUUUUUGUCAUGAUCAUUUUUGUUGGUUCAUCAUCUAUCUUAUACCGGGUUUAGAAGAAUCACCGGCAAAUAACUUGUUCUUUUGGUUUGAUGAUCCCUUAAUUAUCUUCUUGUACCAAAACAGUCUUCUCUAGUUCUCUCACUACUCGUCUUGGAUACUUGAGGUUCUAUGGUAUGAGUUGGGACACAAUUUUUGUAUGCUUUGUUCCGUCAAUUUGUCCUGUUUCUUCAACAGGCGCAUUGAUGUUUUUAAACAUAAUGAUCAACUCUUUAUAUAAAUUACUAGAUUUGAA
Arabidopsis lyrata subsp. lyrata is the source of this 1810-nucleotide messenger RNA. RefSeq names its product E3 ubiquitin-protein ligase ORTHRUS-LIKE 1. The record is from RefSeq and is a predicted model, not a curated record. Gene Ontology annotation, biological process: negative regulation of gene expression via chromosomal CpG island methylation; protein ubiquitination. The transcript has 7 exons. The coding region runs from base 114 to 1571 and encodes 485 amino acids. Gene Ontology annotation, molecular function: ubiquitin protein ligase activity; metal ion binding. Lineage: Eukaryota; Viridiplantae; Streptophyta; Magnoliopsida; Brassicales; Brassicaceae.